AUGUACGGAGAUAUCCAAUUAGAACGCCAUUUUUCAAUGGCGAGGUUGAGAAAUGAGGAGGAUUAUGCUCUGACGAGAACAUGGAGCGAUUUCAAGCGGGUUAAACAUCAUCUGCGAGCAUGGCAUUACAUCCACCACCAAUAUCUUCGUCGGCCAUAUCGGCGAGGUCGAGCUCUCCGCUGUCUCCAUCUCUCUCUCCGUCAUCGGCCUCUUCUCCUUCGGCUUCCUGUAAUUCAGGAUUGGCUGAAACUGGGUUUUCAAAGCUCCAUUCGAAUGUUGAGCGUGGUUGAGACGCCUAUGAUGAACAUGAUUCCUGGUGGAGCAGCUGCCUGA
Messenger RNA from Thlaspi arvense, 333 nucleotides. The record is from the annotation of a GenBank genome assembly. NCBI's taxonomy places the organism in Eukaryota, Viridiplantae, Streptophyta, Magnoliopsida, Brassicales, Brassicaceae.